AUGUUAGGAGAAACUUCAGAACAUAUAAACAUAAGUGAAGAUGAAAAAAAAUAUAUAAAUAUAAUAAAAAUUAUUCAACUUAGAGAACAAUAUAAGGUAAAAUCUAUGAAUAAUUCUGAUAUAUAUAAUUGUCUAGUAGAAUCAUUAAGUUCUUCAAAUAUCAAUAAUAAGAUAAAACAAAAAACAUUAAAAUAUGAUUAUGUAGAUUUAGAAAGAGAAAAUCAUAUAUUUUCUAGUUCUAUUAAUAAAAUAAAUAAUAUAUCUAAUAACAUUUUAUAUGGUAGUAAUUCCUUUGAUUUUUCAAAUAAUUAUUUAAAAAGAUAUUAUUUAUCAAAUUCAUCAAAUAAUAGUGACAAAAUAUAUAAGAAAUCAAACAAUGAAAAUCUUAUAAAAAAUAAAUACAUAAAAGGUAAGAAAAAUAAAUACUUCAAAAGCAUGAGUGAAAAUGACAAUUCAUUUAUAAAAAACGAAAAUUUAUAUCCAAUUAUAAGAAUGAAAAGCAGUAACAUUUUAAAUUUUUCUAAAGAUACCUAUGAUAAAAGCUUCAGUAUAUUUAAUGAAAAUCUGUAUCCACUUAAAAACUACACUUAUACUUCUAUAACAAGAAAAGAUGAAAACAUAUGUAAUGAAUUUUAUGAAAAAAGUUAUACAACAGUUUAUUCUAAAUAUAAUACCUUUAAAAAAAAAAAAUUAAUAAAGAGUAAAACAUUUAAAAUAGAAAAAAAAAAAAAAAAUUAUUAUAAACAAAAAAUAAAAAAUUUUAGUAAUAUAUAUUAUAAAAAAAUAAAAGGUAAAGAAAAAGAAGAAAAACAAAAAGAUAAUUUAAAAGACAAAAAAAAAAAAAAUUCAAAUAGAGAUAUUUUUUUUAAUCAUAUGUUUAAAAGUUCGUCUAUUUGUGAAUCUCUUUCUGCUUCUAAAAUAAAAUAUUUAAAAGAAGAAGGAAAUUUAAACAAUGAAGAACAUGAUCGUGAAGAAUAUAUUAAAUGUAUUUUUCUUUCUAUUAAAAGACAACAAAAAAAAAAUGAUUUUUUAGAAAAAAAUGCAGAACAUAUGUUAGAUUUAAUAGAACUUUUACUUUAUAAAAGAAUGAAAGAAAUGUUUCUUUUCAAAAAAAAAAUUUGUAGUAAAGAUAAAUAUAAAUCAUUGUUCCCCAAUAUUUUUUAUUUUAAUAACAAUGAUGAUUUAAUAGAAGCAAUAGACAAAAAAUUGAGAUUUUUACCCAAAAUUCCAGCUAAAGAAAAUUUAACUUCAUAUUGUGGGCCAUCUUCUUUUGAAAUAUUCGGAAAAUAUUAUUCUUCAUAUAAAUAUGAUUAUAAAUUAAUUAAAGUAGAUGUUAAAUUGUAUAAAUAUUCAGAAAUAUUUAAUAAUGCAAAUAAAUUUUGUAAUAAAGAAUUAAAAUAUAAAAAUUAUUUUGAAUUGUUAAAUAAUUAUAAAAUAAAAGAAAAUGACUUAAAUCAAAAUGUUAGAAAAGCAAAAAAAAUUAACAUACCUAAAAAAAACAUACUUUCAUUUUGUAACUAUAUAUAUAAAGUUAAUUCAAAUAAAAAAGAAAUAGGAAAUGUAAAAAAAAAAGAAACAUGUUACAUAAAAGUAAAAGAAAUACCUAACGAAUUAAUCAAAGUUUUAAAAUUUAAAAAUAUAACUAUUAGAUAA
Molecule: messenger RNA, 1653 nt
Organism: Plasmodium gallinaceum
Lineage: Eukaryota; Apicomplexa; Aconoidasida; Haemosporida; Plasmodiidae
Product: conserved Plasmodium protein, unknown function
Exons: 2
Coding region: 1-1653 (550 amino acids)
Source: RefSeq, a predicted model, not a curated record